Messenger RNA from Entelurus aequoreus (snake pipefish), 3384 nucleotides. RefSeq names its product forkhead box protein P2-like. Gene Ontology annotation, biological process: regulation of transcription by RNA polymerase II. Bases 1 to 2085 code for a protein of 694 amino acids. Gene Ontology annotation, cellular component: nucleus. Gene Ontology annotation, molecular function: RNA polymerase II cis-regulatory region sequence-specific DNA binding; DNA-binding transcription repressor activity, RNA polymerase II-specific. NCBI's taxonomy places the organism in Eukaryota, Metazoa, Chordata, Actinopteri, Syngnathiformes, Syngnathidae. The transcript is spliced from 15 exons. The record is from RefSeq and is a predicted model, not a curated record.
AUGGUACUACGCCUGUGUUUAUUAGAUGUGUGUGGGUCAUCCCGCAGUGUUCCGGUCUCAGUGGCCAUGAUGAGUCCCCAGGUGAUCACGCCGCAACAGAUGCAGCAGAUCCUCCAGCAGCAGGUCCUCUCCCCCCAGCAGCUGCAGGCCCUCCUCCAGCAGCAGCAGGCCGUCAUGCUGCAGCAGCAACACCUGCAGGAGUUCUACAAGAAGCAGCAGGAGCAGCUUCAUCUUCAGCUCCUCCAGCAGCAACACCCUGGCAAGCAAGCUAAAGAGCAACAGCAGCAGCAGCAGCAACUGGCCGCCCAGCAGCUGGUCUUCCAGCAGCAGCUCCUGCAAAUGCAGCAGCUCCAGCAGCAGCAGCACCUGCUCAACAUGCAGCGGCAGGGCCUGCUCUCCCUGCCCGGGCCCGCCCCCGGCCAGGCCGCCCUGCCCGGACAGACACUGCCCCCGUCAGCUGGCCUGAGCCCCGCAGAGCUCCAGCAGUUAUGGAAGGACGUGACCGGGGUCGGAGGCGGCGGCGGCGGCGGCGGCGGCGGCGGCGGCCAUGCCAUGGAGGACAACGGCAUCAAGCACGGCGUCAGCAGCGGCAACACGGGCAGCGGCGGCCUCGACCUAUCCACCACCAACAACAGCAACCACAACAACAACAACUCCAUGACAACUACCUCCUCCUCCAACCACGCCAAAGCCUCGCCGCCCAUCUCGCACCACUCCAUCGUCAACGGACAGUCGCCAGUGCUCAACCACAGACGAGAGCGCGAGCGGGAAAGAGAGCGGGAGAGUUCACAACACGAGGAAAACGGAGGCUCCCAUCCCUUGUACGGUCACGGUGUGUGCAAGUGGCCCGGCUGCGAGAGUAUCUGUGACGACUUCGGACAGUUUUUGAAGCACCUCAACAACGAGCACGCCCUGGAUGACCGCAGCACAGCCCAGUGUCGGGUCCAGAUGCAGGUGGUCCAGCAGCUGGAAAUCCAACUUUCGAAAGAGCGCGAGCGUCUCCAGGCCAUGAUGGCCCACUUGCACAUGCGGCCCUCCGAACCCAAGUCAUCUCCCAAACCACUCAACUUGGUGUCCAGCGUCACCAUGUCCAAGAACCUGCCCUACGCGUCCCCGCCUAACUUACCGCAAACGCCCACCACCCCUACGGCGCCCGUCACCCCCAUGGCGGCCAUGCCCCAGGUCCCGUCGGUGCUGGGCGGAGCCAACGUGCCCAGCAUGGGAGCCAUGCGGCGACGUCACACGGACAAAUACUCCAUGCCGCUGUCGUCGGAGAUCGCCCCAAACUACGAGUUUUAUAAGAACGCGGAUGUCAGGCCGCCGUUUACUUAUGCAACCCUCAUAAGACAGGCUAUCAUGGACUCUUCCGACAUGCAGUUAACGCUUAAUGAAAUCUACAGCUGGUUCACGCGCACGUUCGCCUACUUCAGACGCAACGCCGCCACUUGGAAGAACGCCGUGCGCCACAACCUCAGCCUGCACAAGUGCUUUGUGCGCGUGGAGAACGUGAAAGGCGCCGUGUGGACGGUGGACGAGGUGGAGUACCAGAAACGCCGGUCGCAGAAGAUCACAGGGAGCCCGUCACUCGUCAAGAACCUGCCCUCCAGUCUGGGCUACGGCUCAGCACUAAACGCCAGCCUCCAGGCCGCCCUGGCGGAGACCACCCUCCCUCUACUGGGUAGUCCCGGCCUCAUGAACAGCGCACACAUGGGCGGCUGCCACGGCCUCCUGGGCGGCGACCCCUCCGGACUGAUGGGCUGCAGUCCGCCGGGGCUGCUCGGCGGCAGCCCGCCUGGGCUACUGGGCAUCAGCCCUCCCGGCACACUGAGUGGCAGCCCCCCUACCCUGUUGCAGUCCGUCCACGAUGACCUCAACGGCUCCCUGGACCACCUGGACACCAACGGACACGGCAGCCCUGGGUACUCCCCGCACAGGCACAUGAUGGCCGUGCACGUGAAGGAGGAGCCUCUUCACAUGGAUGACGACGACUGCCCCAUGUCGCUGGUGACGACGGCCAAUCACAGUCCAGAGCUGGACGACGACCGGGAGCUGGAGGAAGGGAACUUUUCAGAAGACCUGGAGUGACUGCGUUUGAUUUUUUUUUUUUUUUUUUUUUUUUUUUUUUUGCUAUCCCUUCAGCCCAGACUUGGAAAAAAAAAACAAGAAAAAAGCACUCCGACAUCCGCCGACUCUCCUUUUGUUUCCCCCUCUCUCUGUCCCUCUCACCACUGGGACUAUUUAUUGAGCAUGCAUCCGGAUGGUCGCAAAAAAAACUGAUCCAAGAUAGCCGCUACAGGAUGAUAGACUCACCGAUGGACGAGUCGAUGGACGGAUGGAUAGAUGGAUGGAAGGAGGGAGGAAACAAAUGCCGUCAAAACCAAAACAAAAACAAACAAAAAACAACCCAACAAAGGACCACAUUUUUAGUCACAGUAGUUUUUGAUGUCUAGAGACAAUUGCUGGUUGGAAUCAUCAGUUAUGAAUAUUUUUGUUCCUCAUAUCACCGACUGUAAAUGCCAUCCCCUCAAUCACAGAGUACAACAACAACAACAACAAACUGUCCUCCUCCUCGCCUCCACCUUCUAGAAGCUUUGUCUCCGUGCACGCAGUCACAGGCAACAGCUGGAAACCAAAGCCCUCGCUAGCAAAGGCCAAUAAUCGCUAAUGAUUAUUAUUAUUAUUAUUAUGAUUAUUAUGAUCAACACCCGACACAAAGACGCCACUUUAACCGAGAAGAAGAAGCUCUCCUUCCGCAACACAAAAAAAAAAAAAAAACUACCUUUGAAAACCUCUGGGAUUGUGUGAGUCCGUGGAGACGGAAGUGAUGAAGAAGAGGAGCUCGGAGUCAAAGUGGAUCAUAACCAAAACAAAAAUAUUUGUGCAGAAUCACCGUGUCGCUGUCCUUUGUUUUUUUAGCCUCAUUUUUUCUGUUGUUUGAGUUGAGGAGCUGGUGAAAAUGUGAUGUCACCGACUGAAAACACCAAACAUGACAGCAAUGUCUAGCAAAGCCAAAUAGUACUACUACUAAUAACAACACUGCUAAUGACCAUAGCCAUGUCGGAAAGGGAACCUUUUCUAGUUGAUGCGCGCGCUCUUUUUGUUGCCGGGGGCGACGGGCGUCAAGCUGGGAAACGUGUUGUGGCUUUAACGCGCAUUUCUGUUUCCGGGGAAACCAAAGUUACACAAAAUUCUGCCUCCUUAGAAGAGAAUACACCACAUCUCACGAGAAUUUCUGUAGGAUUUUCUACUAAAAUUGAUUUGUUUAUACGCUAGGCCAAACUCUGUGUUACAUGUCGGCCAUCUUUGUGCAGUACUUUGUAACGUGUUGGCCAUCUUUGUGGAGUACUUUGUAACAUGUUUGUUGAGUACUUUAUAACAUGUUUG